AUGUCCUUAACAAACGUAUAUCACCUGCGCCGGGUCGCAGAUACCUCUGCUAAGUCAUGCCUCAUCUGCUACAAGCCAUCAACAAGCGUGUUGAUCACACCGGACAAUAAGGAUUUCUUCUACGUGUGCCCCGCACACCUGCAAGACCGCCACUUCUGCUCACCUCUUGUCGAUGCAGAGGGUGACGCAAAGCGCCAGAAAGAAGAGGCAAUGGCCAAAGAAAUUGAAAAAGUCAAACAAGAGUAUGAGGAGAAACAAAAACGAAAGAAGGAGAAGGCCAAGGAGUCUAGCAAGGACGAGAAAAGCGCCGAUUCUAAAGAUAAAGACAAAGUUGAUUCGGACUCAAAAGCUAGUGAUGAGAAAGAACGAGAUGACAAGAUUGAUUCGAUUAAAAAUGCGGGCAAUGAGACCAAGACAGAGAAUGGGUCGCGGGUCUUUGAAUUGCACAAGACUUUCUAUCAAAUGCGAAUCGACCGGCUGCGAGGCAUUGAAAGGGCCAAAAGGAACCAAGAAAGAUUGAAGAACCCAUCACUAUUUCCAUCUGUUCCGAACCGCGAGCUCUAG
Molecule: messenger RNA, 564 nt
Organism: Penicillium odoratum
Lineage: Eukaryota; Fungi; Ascomycota; Eurotiomycetes; Eurotiales; Aspergillaceae
Product: AAA-ATPase Vps4-associated 1 family protein
Exons: 4
Coding region: 1-564 (187 amino acids)
Biological process (GO): vacuolar transport
Cellular component (GO): endosome
Source: RefSeq, a predicted model, not a curated record